AUGAAGUUUCAACCAUCUCUUGUCUUGUUCGCUGCCGCGGCAUUUUGCAAUGCGAAGGUCUUCGACAGACAAGCACUGUCAUACGCUCCAAUCCCAGAUGACAUCUACCAGCCUCCGGCCGAUUCUUCAGAAACCACGUUGCUUGAUUUGAUCAAGUCCCGAGACGACUUGUCUGAAUUGCUGAAACUUGUCGAAGAGACUCCAGGUUUCGCUCAAGCGUUCAGUACAAGCGCUGACUGGCAAUACACGUUUAUCGCACCGUCCAACGAAGCGUUCAAUAAUACAGGUGAAUAUUACAAGAGCUUUGCCAGUACGCCUAAGGGACGCUGGUGGUCUGGACAGAUGCUUCAACAUCACUACAUUCCAAACUCGCGUCUAUACACCGGCAACUUCACUACGCAAAAGACUCGAAUUCAACUUGGGUCCUACCUCUAUGCAUCUGCUCAGAUAAAAGACGGAGAUCUUGUACUCAACAAUGUGGCUACUAUUGUCGAAGCCAAUAUCCCUGUAACCAGUGGUAUUGUACACAUCAGUGAUCGCAUUCUAGCGCCCGACGCCAUGAUCUACGAGGCUGACAUUGGAACAACUAAGCAAGGCUUUAUCCCUGGUUCUUGUUCUAACCCGAAUCUACCUUAUUGCUGA
Messenger RNA from Fusarium mangiferae, 642 nucleotides. RefSeq lists its product as uncharacterized. Gene Ontology annotation, molecular function: cell adhesion molecule binding. Gene Ontology annotation, biological process: cell adhesion; extracellular matrix organization. The coding region runs from base 1 to 642 and encodes 213 amino acids. Gene Ontology annotation, cellular component: extracellular matrix. The record is from RefSeq and is a predicted model, not a curated record. Lineage: Eukaryota; Fungi; Ascomycota; Sordariomycetes; Hypocreales; Nectriaceae. The transcript is spliced from 3 exons.